This is a messenger RNA of Aptenodytes forsteri (emperor penguin), 1891 nucleotides long. It is a transcript of the gene VPS29, whose product is annotated as VPS29, retromer complex component. The record is from RefSeq and is a predicted model, not a curated record. NCBI's taxonomy places the organism in Eukaryota, Metazoa, Chordata, Aves, Sphenisciformes, Spheniscidae. Gene Ontology annotation, biological process: intracellular protein transport; retrograde transport, endosome to Golgi. Gene Ontology annotation, cellular component: endosome; retromer complex.
AUGGCCGCCGGCCCUGCUGAGCUGUACCGCCCUGAAGCGGCCCCGCUCCUGGGUGCCUGUUUCUCCCACAUACACCCCUCUGUCCCAGGCUCGCUGCCUCCCCUGGGGCCACGGGUACCUCUGAGAGACCCGGAUGUAGCCGCAGGGGGCUGCGAAGAAACGCGUUUCGGGUUAGGUUGGCCCUUCGGAGGCGCCGUAGCGGGUGAUUGGCGUCGGCUUGGCUUCCGGGAGGAGCCGGCUGGGCACAGAUUGGUGUUAGUAUUAGGAGAUCUUCACAUUCCACACCGAUGCAACAGCCUCCCAGCCAAAUUCAAAAAACUGCUGGUUCCAGGAAAGAUCCAACACAUCCUCUGCACAGGAAACCUCUGCACCAAGGACACUUACGACUACCUCAAGACUCUGGCUGGGGAUGUUCACGUUGUCAGAGGGGACUUUGAUGAGAACCUGAAUUAUCCUGAACAGAAAGUUGUAACUGUUGGACAGUUCAAAAUCGGGCUGAUUCAUGGCCAUCAGGUUAUUCCUUGGGGUGAUAUGGCCAGCCUGGCACUGCUACAAAGGCAGUUUGAUGUGGACAUCCUAAUUUCAGGACAUACACACAAAUUUGAGGCAUUUGAACAUGAAAAUAAGUUCUAUAUCAAUCCAGGAUCAGCUACAGGAGCUUAUCAUGCCUUAGAGAACAACAUCAUUCCUUCAUUUGUGCUGAUGGAUAUCCAGGCUUCUACAGUAGUCACAUAUGUCUAUCAACUAAUUGGAGAUGAUGUGAAAGUAGAAAGAAUUGAGUACAAAAAGUCUUAAAAAUGUAUUUGCUUGUCUGGUAUUUUUACCAUCUCAUGCUGAACUGCAAGUUACUACAAUACUUGAUUGCUAGUUUACAGUACUACACUUACUUGCUAACAGCUUAACAAUGUAGCUUAUUGGUAAUUUUAAAAUAACAUUGUGUUUGCUUUUCUCUGUAUGAAUUGAUUUGUAAAAUAUUCCAUGAAAAGAACUGUUUAAAUACUGUUCCUUAAUGUUGUAAUAAACUCCACUUCAUAGAAAAACUAAGCUUUAUGAACUGUUGUUGGGAAACAAUGCAACAGUUGUAGGUGCUUUUAAAAUGCCUGAUGCUCUGGUUUGGUGACUGACUUCUAAAGGAUGCUGGUAAAGGGCUUGAAGGAGAAGAUUGAGGGCUCUGGGGCCAUGUUAUGUUUGCUUUGGAAUCCAGUUGAUAUUUCAUUUUCUCAAUUUAAUAUUCCCAAUUAAGUUAAAAGAAUAAAAUGGAGUGGUAGAUUCUGAAAAUAUUACAAUUAACUCAUAACUUACAGUAGUAAUUUCACUGUAGAAAGCUUAACUUCAGCCUUUUUAUAAUCAAAGCAGUUUCAAAUACCACUAUGCUUUAAUGAAUGAUGGUCUCAUUAAAUUUAUAAACAGUGAAGAGAGGCUUUCCUUUAUUUAUGGCUUAUAUCUGACAUGACACGUGUACGCACUUCACUCCAUGUACAGAGGUUUUAAAUAAUGUCAUUCCACAUGGCACUUCUACUGCUGAAGGCUAAAACAUUGGUUGUUCAAGACGACUGGAUCUUUUGGCUCUCUUAUUCUCAUGACUGCAGGGAACUGAAGGUAUUUUAACAGCUCCCCUUUCUCAUGACCGCUAACUUUCCAAUAAAAGCAGAGUUUUAUCUUGCCUUCUAGAGAAGAACAUUUAGAAUGGUGGCCUGUUUCCUUUGCAGAUGUUGACCUUUGUAUGAUGACUUUUUCCAGUGCAGUAUCUGUGCAAAAAGCUGUGUGGUAUUUGUCACGGUUUGAGUUAAACUAAUGGUUUUCUGUACAACUUAAGGGAUCAGCUAGAACCCUUACUUUUGUGUAACUUCUUUCUACUCAAAAUAAACUUGCUUUACCUUAGAAAAAGACC